GAGAGAGAGAGAGAGAGAGAGAGAGAGAGAGAGAGAGAGAGAGAGAGAGAGAGAGAGAGAGAGUCUUAUGUGAAAUUUGGAGAAGGGGGCGGAGGUUGAAGCAGUGAGGGAAAGAUUAGCCUACCCUUGCCUGAGAUUCGCAAUUUGAAUCAUCCUCUACGAUGGUUGAGCGAAUGGAUAUCCCAGCCACGGAACGAUCUGUGAUCCUGCGGGGAAAAAAUGAGGAUGUAAAACUGUUUUAAAAGACCGGCUGCUGGAUUAGGUUGCGAUUGCUCAUGCUGCAGAAGAUAUCUGACAUGAAAAGGGAUAAUCGUGUCCAGAAAAAGAUGGAUUGAAUCGUUUCUGAAAAUCGCUUCUGUGUUUGAUCUUCUCCAUGGGUGGCAUCCUGUUUGAUUUUUUUUUAUUCCUGACAUUAUUUUUAAGUAGGGGGGCCUUGGCGGCGCUCGUCUCUAUUUCUACGCUAACGGAAACCUGAGAGGAGGGGGAGGACGCCGCUGUUGCUCGGGGCUCUAGGAAGAGUCGACUGCAUGGAUUCCAAGGCUCCCGUUUUCACCGACGCUUCGAUCUGAGAACGCGCUUCUCUCGCCUGCGCUGACAGCCCGGUGUCUGGUCCAUCCAUCACAGAGAGAGAGAGAGAGGAGGAGAGAGAGAGAGAGAGAGAGAGAGAGGGACGCGUUGUGGGGCUAAGGCUAGGGAGAGCGCAGAGAGAGGCUUCUCUUCUCCGGUUCAAUCGAUCUACCGGAACUGGACAGGCACGGGAAUCAGCCUCGGUGCGCGUGUGAGGAGAGCGAUAUCGCGCCUGGGGUAUUCUGCCACGGGAGGGCUUUCCGUCUGACGGAGUGAGAGGAGGAUACACAUCGACAACCGCACGCUGACAAACGUCCAAUUACGUAAAGCGGCAGAUUCCCGGCGACAUAUAUGUAAUUUGAAGGGGAUUAUCUUUUGCAAUCUCUGAUCUCACAAAAAAGCAGCCCUCAUCUCUCCGGAGCCAAAGCCAGGUGGUGCAGCCGAGUGGGAUCCAAAAGUGUACGCGGGCAGGAACCAAAAUAACAGCCUAGUGCUGGAUCCCCAGGGGACCCCCAGAGAGGACGGACCCUUGAGACGACGGAGGGUGCAUGGACCGCUCGAGGACGACAGCGCCGGGGUCUUCCGGGGCCUGCCUCUGGCUCGGCCUUUUUGCCACCGCGAUCGCCUUCAUGUGCACGGAGGCCCACGCCACACCAAGUCCACCGCCACUCACUAACUCCACAUGCAAGGGCAACGCCAAAUGCCUCCCGGGCAUCCUGCUGCCCAUCUGGUACCCCGUGGACCCCACCAUGGGCGACAAGAUUGCCCGGGUCAUUGUGUACUUCGUGGCCAUGAUCUACAUGUUUCUGGGUGUGUCCAUCAUUGCGGACCGCUUCAUGGCAUCAAUCGAGGUGAUCACCUCACAGGAGAAGGAGAUCAUCAUCAAGCGGCCCAAUGGUGAGACCACCACCACCACCAUCCGCGUGUGGAACGAGACCGUCUCCAACCUCACCCUCAUGGCUCUGGGCUCGUCCGCACCCGAGAUUAUGCUCUCUGUCAUCGAGGUGUGCGGCCACGAAUUUAACGCCGGAGAGCUGGGGCCCUCCACCAUCGUGGGCAGCGCCGCCUUCAACAUGUUCGUCAUCAUCGGCCUGUGCGUGUCGGUAAUCCCAGAGGGCGAGACGCGGAAAGUCAAGCACCUACGCGUCUUUUUCAUCACGGCCGCCUGGAGCAUCUUCGCCUACAUCUGGCUCUACAUCAUCCUGGCCGUCUUCUCGCCCAACGUGGUGCAGGUAUGGGAGGGCCUGCUCACGCUCGCCUUCUUCCCCAUCUGCGUGUGGCUGGCCUGGAUCGCCGAUCGACGCCUGCUCUUCUACAAGUACAUGCACAAGAAGUACCGCACCGACAAGCACCGCGGCGUCAUCAUCGAAACCGAGACCGAGCGCGCCAAGAGCAUCGAGAUGGACGGCAAGAUGGCCAACUCGCACUUCGGUGCCGACGGCCCCGGGAUGCCUAGCAACCUCGUCGGACUGAUUGACGGCGGGAAGGAGGUGGAUGAGUCACGGCGCGACAUGAUCCGCAUCCUGAAGGAACUGAAGCAGAGGUACCCAGAGAAGGAGAUGGACCAGCUAGUGGAAAUGGCCAACUACUAUGCGCUGUCGCACCAGCAGAAGAGCCGCGCCUUCUACCGCAUCCAGGCCACGCGCAUGAUGACCGGCGCCGGCAACAUCCUGAAGAAGCACGUGUCCGAGCAAGCCAAGCGCAGCAUCAGCGUGCAGGAGGUGCACGUGGAGGGCGAGCAGCCCGAGGGCGAGUUCGUGUCGCGCGUCAGCUUCGAGCCGGCCGUCUACCAGUGCCUGGAGAACUGCGGCGCCGCCCUGUUGACCGUGACCCGCCACGGCGGAGACGUCUCCAAGACCGUCUUCGUGGACUACAAGACGGAGGACGGCUCGGCCAAUGCCGGCGCCGACUACGAGUUUACCGAGGGCACGGUGGCCUUCAAGCCCGGCGAGGUGAUUAAGGAGAUCCACAUCGGCAUCAUCGACGACGACAUCUUUGAGGAGGACGAGCACUUCUACGUGCGCCUGAGCAACGUGCGCGUGCUGGAGGCUGAGGAGGACGAGGAGAUGUUGUCACCCAAUAGCCUGCCCUACCCCAAGGCCGUGCUCGGCUUCCCGCCCGUCGCCACGGUCACCAUCCUGGACGACGACCAUGCCGGCAUCUUCACCUUCGAGAGCGACAGCAUGCACAUCAGUGAGAGCGUCGGCAUCAUGGAGGUCAAGGUGCUGAGGACUUCGGGUGCACGAGGCACCGUCAUCGUGCCCUUCCGGACCAUGGAGGGCUUGGCGAAAGGUGGCGGGGAGGACUUCGAGGACACCUACGGGGAACUGGAGUUCAAAAACGACGAGACCUGUAAAACGGUUCAGGUGAAGGUUAUUGACGAUGAAGAGUACGAGAAGAACAAGAACUUCUUCUUGGAGCUGGCCGAGCCACGGAUGGUUGACAUGAGUCUACAGAAAGCCCUCUUGCUGGCCGACGAUGUGCCGAAGAUGUCAUCAGAGGAGGAGGAAGCAAAGAGGAUAGCAGAGAUGGGAAAGCCUGUCCUGGGGGAGCAUGCUAAACUGGAGGUCAUCAUCGAGGAGUCUUAUGAGUUUAAGAACACAGUGGAUAAGCUCAUCAAGAAGACUAACCUUGCACUGGUGGUAGGAACCAACUCCUGGAGAGACCAGUUCAUGGAGGCCAUCACCGUCAGUGCAGAUGAGGACGAGGACGACACAGGCGAAGAACGGCUUCCGUCCUGCUUCGACUACGUCAUGCACUUCCUGACGGUGUUCUGGAAGGUUCUGUUCGCCUGCGUUCCGCCCACUGACUACUGGAAUGGCUGGGCGUGCUUCAUCAUCAGCAUCGUCGUCAUCGGCUUCCUCACGGCCAUCAUAGGAGACCUGGCCUCUCACUUCGGCUGCACCAUCGGCCUCAAAGACUCCGUCACCGCUGUGGUGUUUGUUGCUCUGGGGACGUCCGUACCAGACACAUUUGCCAGCAAGGUGGCCGCCGUGCAGGACAGCUACGCCGACGCCUCCAUCGGCAACGUGACGGGCAGCAACGCGGUCAAUGUCUUCUUGGGCAUCGGCGUGGCCUGGUCGGUGGCGGCCAUCUACCACAAGUGGCAUGGGCGCGAGUUUGUGGUGCCCGCCGGCAGGCUGGCCUUCUCGGUGACGCUCUACACCAUCUUCGCCUUCAUGGCCAUCGGCGUGCUCCUGUACCGGCGGCGGCCGCACAUCGGCGGCGAGCUGGGCGGGCCCCGAGGUCACCGCUUCAUGACCUCAGCCUUCUUCUUUGGCCUGUGGUUCCUCUACAUCCUCCUCUCCAGCAUGGAGGCCUACUGUCAUAUAGAAGGCUUCUAAAGGAGAGAGAGCGAGAGAGGAGGGGAGAGAGAGGAGGGGGGAGAGAGAGAGAGAGAGGGGGAGAGAGGGAGGGGGAGAGAGAAGGGGAGAGAUGGAGGGAAGGAGAUGGGGAGAAGAAGGGAUGAAGAAGGAGAAGAAAUAGGACUCAGGCCUGGCUGUUGUGGACUGAUGAAAGAAAAAAAACUAAAUAAAAGAAGAAGUAAGGAUUUAUGUCUGGAGGAGUAGGUCUGGAUGAGUGU
Molecule: messenger RNA, 4150 nt
Organism: Clupea harengus (Atlantic herring)
Lineage: Eukaryota; Metazoa; Chordata; Actinopteri; Clupeiformes; Clupeidae
Gene: slc8a3
Product: solute carrier family 8 member 3
Biological process (GO): calcium ion import across plasma membrane; sodium ion transmembrane transport; cell communication
Cellular component (GO): postsynapse; axon; sarcolemma
Molecular function (GO): calcium:sodium antiporter activity
Source: RefSeq, a predicted model, not a curated record